Molecule: messenger RNA, 2824 nt
Organism: Falco peregrinus (peregrine falcon)
Lineage: Eukaryota; Metazoa; Chordata; Aves; Falconiformes; Falconidae
Exons: 2
Coding region: 1175-2470 (431 amino acids)
Source: RefSeq, a predicted model, not a curated record
AGCAGUCAGCUGUCUGGCAAUAACUCCUCCAACAAAUAAGUUUGAAGAAGCUCGUAAGAGCCAUGAGAUGUUUCAUCAGAAUGCAAAGUCUUUACAUCGACAGUAUCAAAUACCCAUAGCAGAUGCAAAGGGUAUUGUCCGCUCCUGUCCUCAAUGUAGUCAUCAUGGACCUGGUUUAGGGGUGGGCACUAACCCAAAAGGUCUGAAGGCACUUCAGGUUUGGCAAAUGGAUGUAACACAUGUACCUGACUUUAGGAAGCUUAAGUAUGUGCAUGUCACAAUUGACACCUAUUCUCAUUUUAUAUGGGCCACUGCACAAACCGGUGAACAGGCAUUACAUGUGGAGAGAUGCUUAAUGUCUUGUUUUGCUGUCAUGGGACUACCUGUAGAAAUAAAGACAGACAAUGGUCCAGCGUAUAGUAGUCAACGAGUCGCUAGGUUUAUGACAACUUGGGGAAUUAAACACCUUAAAGGGAUUCCUCACUCCCCAACGGGGCAAGCAGUUGUUGAAAGGGAAAACCGUACCCUGAAGGAUUAUCUUCAGAGACAGAAAGUAUGGCAGGACAUAGACGUAAAUAAAUGGUUGACUAAGGUGUUGUUUACCUUAAACUAUCUCUCCCUUAUGGAGGAUAGAGAGGGACCACCUGUUGUUAUAUAUCACCAAACAGCACGAGGGAACCAAACAACUACAGUUCCUGGUUUGAAUGUUUUGUAUAAAAAUAUGGCUUCAGGCGUAUGGGAAGGACCUAAUCCGGUGUUAUUUAUCGGUAGAGGUUAUUUUUGUAUCUCCACAGAUAAAGGACCUAUAUGAGUCCCUAGCAAGUUUGUGCGACCUGUAUGUCAAGAUCAGAAGACAGAAGAGAAGACUCAGAGCGAGCAGACAGAAUAAACUGUCUAUGUUGUAAGGGAUGUAACCUGCAGGUAUUAUGCCAAUGUAUGCUAUGUGGAGUAAAACAGUUCUGUAGGCCAAAGCUUAAAUGUAAAUGGUGUAAAGAGUGUAUGUGUUUGAUUAGUAACCGGGCAUGAAGCAAGAGAAAACAUACGACUAGUGUAAUACCAUGCUAACUGGAGACAGUAUACAUCAUCAGAAUCUGUGAAAGAACAGAUUUGUGGGGUGGAAUGUAAAAAAAAAAAAAAAAUAAAUAAAAAAAUUGUGGAAAUUGUAGGACUAAACAUGUUUGAGUUGUGGACUUGGUUUGCAGUCUUGAUGAAUUUUUUACCUGUUGGCCAAAGUAUUUUUGACAUCUUGCCUAGGACAAACAUAUGGGUGACAUGGGCAAAUAUCACAGGAAUAACAGACUUUUGUUUGAGUCUGCAACAGGCAGACAACCCCUUUAGAACUUGUUUAAUUGGUAUUCCCCUGCAAGAGAAUGAAACAAAUUUUGAUGGUUUUUGGAAUGUUAAAACAGUGGAUCUGACUUCCAAUCAGAAUGGUACGUGUAUGAGUCCAAAUGGGCAAUAUGUUUGGCCUUCUAUGCGUAAUGCAGCGUGGCAGAAGACAGUUAUUGAGAAUUUAAAUCAGCCACAUCAUUUACCUUUGCAGGAGUUAGACCUAUUGGCUAGCGUUGUACCUGUUGAAUAUGUUAAUGUUACUGCAACUGGUAUGGCAGACUGUACCCACUUGUCAUCACCACUUCAGCCCGUGAAUGACACUGGAGUAAUUUGGUUUGGUGACCCGUGGCAGUUAUGGCUAACAUGUCAAGGUGAACGGGGGUUUUAUGCAGGGUUUCAAAAUCUAACCGGUUCACCUAUUUGGGGUGAAUUGAAAACUGGGGGUUUCCAUAUAGAGGUAUCACGGGGUUAUCAGUUGCCACCGGGAGUCUUUUUGAUAUGUGGGGACAGAGCAUGGCCAGGGAUUCCUUUGUAUCCUGUCGGUGGACCAUGUUAUUUAGGGCGUUCGACUUUGUUUGCUCCACUUAUGAAAGACUUAUUAAAAAUGACUCCACAAUUUCAUAGAUCACGGAGGGACCUGCGCACCUUUGAUGAAACAUGUAAUGACCGAGUCAAUCAGCGGUCUGUAACAACAAAUGCCUUAGCCUCCAUAUUUAUGCCAGGAACAAUGACUGCAUUAAAUGCUAAGAAUAUACGGAAGUUAGUGUUCUGGGGAGAGAAACAAUUUAAUCUUACAUCGCAGAUUUUAAGUUCAUUAUUGCUUGAUGUAGAUAGUGUUAGGCAUGCUACAUUACAAAAUAGAGCUGCAAUAAUUUUUUUGUUAUUAGCACAUGGACACGGUUGUGAGGAUUUUGAAGGGAUGUGUUGUAUGAACCUUUCCGAUCAUUCCAUAUCUAUCCACAAGAAGUUGUCACAACUGCAGGGAAACAUGAAGCAUAUUCUUGCUGAUGAUAAUCCCUUUGAUGAAUGGUUGAGAGGAUUGGGGAUAACAGGUUGGUUAAAGAUGUUAUUGAUGGAAGGAAUAUGCUUUGUUAUAGUCAUUGUUGUAAUGUUUUUAGCUGUUUAUUUUCUUGUUUGAAGAAAGGGGGAUAUGUAGAGGGAUUUUUAAAGGACCGAGGACAUAUGUUACCAUUGUCUGGGUUGGACAACCCAGGCCUGUUAGUUGAAGCUGCAGAGCAGCUAUAAAUUGUCCUGGGAACAAGCAGUGAGAGAAAGAAAACAAGCUAUGCACAAACAAGAAGCCAGGUGCAGAGCAAGUCCUGGGAACUGCGAAAUCAACACACUCUCAUCGGCACACUCUGAUCAGGCACCUGCAGCAUGCUCACCAAUCAGCAACACGGAUGCCCACGUGGCCAGAGACUUUUAUCCAAUCACCUGUGUGUAAAGUUGGGUGAGCAGUUGGUUUAAGUUAUAAAUAUGACCUGUUUGUUUA